UGGUUCUGGCACUAACAGAUUUCAAUGGCAGAUGCAAGUCUUUGGGAUGUAUUUUGAGCAAGAACCGUGAAAUACUUCAUUUUGCAGAUAGGAAAACAGACUGGUUUUAAGUCAACUGGAUGUUUUUCUCUGUGUUUUGAAAGGAGUUGAGCAAAAGCUUCUUACAUUUAUGCAUUUUUUCAACCAGCUCUUCCUAGAGAAGACAUAUAUGAAUUGUUAGAAAAACAAAGUCCCCACAGAAGCUGUUAAUUUUAUUGUCAUCCAGCCUGGCAAUGCAGAGAGACAGUAAAGCCCCAGACACAGGCAAACAAAGUCCUGGCUUCCAGCUUGGAUCUGUUUGCAGAACUGAGGCCCUGCAACCCGAUCUUCUGCAAGAUAUCAGCAAAUCCAGCUUGCUUUCUCAUGGGAAAAAAAAAAGCGUUUUCACACAACUUGCACAAAUGCACUGUGCUGAGAUCUGAGGUUUUCUUUUUGAGGGUCAGAAAACAUCUUACAGCUGUGCAUUUCCUCACCUCCCUCUUGUCUCCCCCUAGCAAGAGAAAUCAUCUACAUGCCUCUCGUGAAGGCAGCCUGGCUGCGGAACAACAAAAACCCCUCUCUGGGUAACAUCAUGGCUGCAGGCAAGCGGCUCUGGACAUGGGACAGGGCUGGCCUGGGGGCUGCGGGCACGCAGGAGGGCCGCCAUGCCUCUCCUCAGUGGGCAGCUGAGCCUGCAGCACGGGUUCUUCACCCAGAAAGCCUGGCUUGGUUUUGUUUUUGUUAUUCUUCCAAGCUUUCCUCUCCCCGCCCAGCAGCCCUUUCCCUCACAAAUCCAAAAACGGGCCUCGAAAGCGAGCAGUAGCGGGCAAACCCCCGCGCCCAAGAUGGCCGCCCGCUCCUGACAUGCCGCUUCCCUCACUCAAGAUGGCGGAAAGGCUGAGCGGCUGCGGGGACGAAGCCGAGGGCGGCCAUGUUGCUUUCGGGCAGGCGGGCAGGACCAUUGCGGCGAAACAGCGGGGGAAAGGUGGUUUCUCCCAGAGGCGGUGCGAAAGGAGCGCGGCAGCCGCGACCCUCGCGUGGGGCACGGUCUGAUUGCUUAUGUGGAGGGGAGCGAAACAGAAACAAAAUUGAUUGAGGUCCAGAGAUUUCUGCCCUGCUUUGGACGAGGAGCUGCCUGUCACAGUGAGUAGAGCCUGGUGUGAGGUUGCCAAAACACAGGCUUUGCUUUAACACCAGCCUGGAAACAACUGGAAGUGACCUGCUAUACUUUGAUUCCCCCAUUGAUACAACAGACAUGGGGAAGGUUGCUUAUUUUUACUGUGAAUUGCUGUGACCUCUGAUGUUGAAAAGUGCUUAUAUGAAGUGUCACGUUAUUAUGUUACUCGCAUUUUGUUACUGUUACCAUCUGCACUCCAGAAUAUUGGCUCUGAAGGAUUAUCCUAGAGAGUAAAUCUUCAUCUGUGACCACAAUAAACCAUAAUCUGUGUUUGCUGAUGACAGUUGCGCUGACAGAAGUAACCUUGAGGCCUUUAGUACAUCUUGUAAAUUGGGAAUUGGGACACAGCACUCCACUGAGCUUUUUACGAUGGAGAAGAAGAAAAUUCUAAUGAAGUCCAAGGUUGCAGCUCCUAAUCUCCUGAGGGCACUGCAUUCUCUGUACCAGUUUGGUCAUCUCUGUGAUGUGACAGUGCACACGCAACAUCUAGGAAUUCAAGAGGAGUUUCUGGUUCACAAAGCUGUCUUGGCAGCUUCCAGCAACUAUUUUAAGGGGCUUUUCCUGCAUGAUGAGAUGCUGGACACCAAGAAUUGCACAGUGACUCUGCAAGACAUUUACACAGAAGAGUUCACCUCCUUUCUGGAAUUCGUCUAUACUGCAGAAGUGGAGAUUGAAGCAGGAAAACUGCAGCGAAUGAAAGAAAUAGCAGAAAGGCUUGAGUGCAAGGACUUGCUUGACAUUUGUGAAGAAGUGAGAGCAGAGGGAAAGAAGGGUUUAGAUUUGAGCCUCCAUCUGAAAGAUCAGCUGUGUGAAAAUGGUGUGCCACAGUGGCCUCGCAUCCAGCAAGAGGAAGACUGCAAACUGAGUAGCUGUUCCCAAGUGGUGGCAGUACCCAUGCAGAGGAAGCUCUGGGAGAGGCAAAAGCGUAACAAGUUGCUGGCUGGCUGUGAACUCAUUGAAGGCCAACCAGCAAAUCCAGAGCAAGAGGGCACUGCUUUUCCACAAGAAAAAUCUAGGACAGCAAAGCUGCCUAAAUGUGACAGAACAGAUAACAGAGGCAGACUUGGCAUGGAUGUCAUUGGUCUGGAGCAGAGGAAUGCUCACUCUCCCGUGAGUCAGACUGGGUCAAAGGAAGCCUGUGUAGUAGUUAGGGAUAUGCUGUCUGAGCAGUGGGAAGGUGGAAACAGUUUGAUUUCUGAUCUUAGCAGUAAAACCAAACGUAAGAGAUCACUGCAGCGUGUGGCAGAAGUCUUGCCAGAGAUUGCAUGUGAGAAGUGCAGUGAAUCAUUCCAUGUUAUCAAGCAGUACCAGAUGCACAUGGAGCUCAAGCAUGGUGUUAAUCUGUCUGUCAAGUACAGCUGUAACAUGUGCGAGCAGCUCUUCUCCAGCCACCAGAACCUGAGGCAGCAUUGCCUCACUGUUCAUAGCGCUGAACGGGGCUUCUCUUGCAUGUUUUGUGACAAGAGGUUCAAGCAUCAGAAGGACAGAAAUGAUCAUAUCCAGAGGGUGCACGAGAAGCAGAGAGACCCACAGGCGUGCCCGUACUGCGACAAGCUCAUCAGCUCCAAGUGUGGCCUGACGGUCCACAUCCGAACACACACGGGAGAGAAACCUUAUAAAUGCGAGCGCUGCCCUGCCAGCUUUGCUCAGAGGUCUGCUUACAAGACUCAUGUGAGAAAAGUCCAUGAAUCUGGGCGAGAGAGGAAACUUAUGCCAGUCUACUGGAUGGUAAUUCCACCUACUCACAGACCAAAUGCAGCAAGCUGUGACAAAGAUGGUGAUAGGGAGAUAUGGGAUGGGAUGCCAGAGGCUGUGCUAGAAAAGGAUGCAAUGCACAAAGAGUCUGCAAGUCGGGAGGAAGAGCCUGCAAGGCCAGCUGUUACACAGGCAGACUGUAGUGAACUGCAAGAAGAACAGAAGGAGAAACAUACGGAAGCUCAAAGAGGAAUGGAAACGCUGAGUGAAGAAGGGAAUGAAGCUGAAGGUGGGAAGAGUGUGAAGGGAGAGGAAGAGGGAGAUUAUGAAGCAGAGUAUUCAGAUGUCGAAGCUACUAGAGAUAACGAUGAAGCCUUUACUGAGGAAGAUGAUGUGGAUGAUGAGUGCUCCAAUGAAAAAGGUGCUGAAGAACGUGUAUCAGCUGAAGAAUUUAAAAUAAAGAAGGUAAAUAAAAGUGAGGCGAAUAAGAAAUCGGCCUAUGUAAUAAGAUGCAAUGAGUGUAACGAGCAGUUUGUUUCCCGGAAAAAGUAUGUGGAUCACUGCAGAGAUAUCCAUCAGUGCUUGCCUGGUAAAGUCUACCAGUGUGACAUCUGCAGCAAGUCAUUUGCUAGUUACAACAGCUGGAAGGAGCACCGAGCAUGCGUCCACACUGACGAAAGGCAGUUUGCCUGCAGCCUUUGCAGUGCUACUUUUAAAAGAAAGAGAGAUGUGAGGACGCAUUAUGUGCGGAAGCACGAAGGCAGAGUGAAACGCCCUCUCUGCUCUGUCUGCGGGAAGAUCCUCAGCUCCCAAACAGCGUUAGUGUUUCACAUGCGGACGCAUACAGGAGAAAAACCUUAUGAAUGUGGCAUUUGUCAUUCCAAAUUUGCUCAGCCAUCACAGCUUAAGAUCCAUACCAGAUCCCAUACAGGGGAAAAACCAUAUGUUUGUGAGGACUGUGGUGCUUGCUUUGCUGAUAAAGGCAAACUCACUGGCCACAAAAGGACGCACACAGGUGAGCGUCUCUUUAAGUGUGAUGUGUGUGGAAAACAUUUUGCCACCAAUGAAUAUUUAAAAUGCCAUAAACGAUGCCACAUGGGUGCUAAGCCGUACAAGUGCGAGGUUUGUGGGAAGACGUUUGGAUUGAGAGCCUCACUAGCUCAGCACAGUAAUGUCCACGCAGAGACCCGUCCGUAUUUCUGUGAGCAGUGUGGAAAAACAUUCACCCAGCAGGGCGCUCUCCGGCGCCAUCAGCGUAUUCACACUGGGGAGAAGCCCUACAAGUGCAGAGCGUGCGAGAGAACUUUCACAGACAUGUCCACCCUGCGGAGACACGUGUCGAUUCAUGACCGAAACGCUCACUGGAGAAGCUUCUUAAUAGACCUUACGACCAAAAAAAACCACAACUGGUCCAAAAUAGAGACAUUCUCGGGAGCCUGUAUGGACGAGGGCUCGGUACCAGAAAUUUGGUCAGUUGACCGAGGUAAACUUUAUAAACCAGAAAGCGUCAUUCUUAAACAAGUACAGCAGGUGCCACCUAGCGUUAGCAGCGCAGAAGGCACCGACCGCUCCGUCCUGUGCCUGUAACGCCGUGUCACCGGGAAGCCGUGCGGGCAGGAAGGCUUCAUGAGGCGUGCUGCAGCUUUUUGCAGAGAGAAGAAAGAUGGAAAGUAAUGCAGUUUUAUUGGAAUCCAAGUCCUCUCCCAUCAACCUGCUGAAUGAAAUGCACCAGCUGCGUCUCCUGGG
Molecule: messenger RNA, 4636 nt
Organism: Lagopus muta (rock ptarmigan)
Lineage: Eukaryota; Metazoa; Chordata; Aves; Galliformes; Phasianidae
Gene: GZF1
Product: GDNF inducible zinc finger protein 1
Exons: 9
Coding region: 1565-4477 (970 amino acids)
Biological process (GO): negative regulation of transcription by RNA polymerase II; regulation of cytokine production; regulation of immune system process
Molecular function (GO): protein binding
Source: RefSeq, a predicted model, not a curated record